Messenger RNA from Cuscuta europaea, 3569 nucleotides. The record is from the annotation of a GenBank genome assembly. Lineage: Eukaryota; Viridiplantae; Streptophyta; Magnoliopsida; Solanales; Convolvulaceae.
AAUACCUCUUCACUCGAUCCCAACCUCUUCACCUGCCCAUUUGUCUAAUUCUUCUUCUCAGACUUCUCUCUACAUCUUCUUCUUUUACAAUUUUAUACACAUCUAAGAAAUAGGAAUCAAAGCAUCAGAAACAUUUGGCAUCGUCCUCUUCCAUCUGCACCUUUCUUCACACUUUUAAUUUCAAAUCGCAAUCCCCCAUCACAAAUUGUAGAAGCGCCCUUUAGCCAUCUUGUACUGCACUUUUCCUUUCCUAACAUCUACAGCGUCAGCCAUCUACAUCUUGAAGGCAACGUGAUAUCCUAGCCCGAGGGGUGACGAUCUCAGUUUUAAGUGCAAAGGAGUGAUAAAGAUAAGGCGCAGAGAGCAGCGAUUUUGUCCUUUUCAUUUGGCAAGGCGAAGACAGCAGGUCAGCAGCGUCUUUUUUCUUUGCUUUUCCAUCCAAAAGGUACAUUUCCCAACUCCCAACCCUUUUUUUAUUGGAAAGACAUUAUAUGACAUUAUAUGUAUUUCUGCUCAUGCAUUAUUCAAAGGAAGGUGUGUAAGUUUUAUUAAAUGUUUGGAAACUAAGAAUCAAAUGUACAAUUUAUUAAAAAUCUCAAAUUUAACAUUAAAUGUUUCUAUAAGGACAUUCUGUUUUUAGAUAUAUUGAAAUUAAAAUUUAUUAAUUUCAUUUUCUAAGGAUAUACUCCGUAAUAUCUUUCAAGAUGCUUGAUGCAAUAUUGUUUUUUGUAUUCUAUACUUGUUUUUUGUAAAAAUGACCAAAAUUAAGAUGCUAGACAAAAUGUAACAUAUUUUAUACAAAUUUGCUAUAUUAGUAGCUUUUAAUGACCACAACAGUGGUCAAUUCUACACUGUAGUGACCAUGCAUUCAUACUCACAAUAUAAAUUAUAGGAAAAUCUUUUUUUUUAAUUGGGGAUAUUAGUUAAUCCAUAUUGAUACCAUAUACGGAGUACUUCAUCAAGAUUUGAGAAAGUGUAUCUUUAGAGUUAGUUUAGCAAUCCCAUAUUUCGGCUUAUCAGCCAACUCUUUUAUCCAAUACUAAAUCUUUCAUUCCAUUCGAUGAGUUGUGCAAUAAUAGAAAUAAAUAACAAUUGUUUUUAGUUAUGUUUUGACUAAUAUUUUAUUUAUUUAAUACGGAUUAAUAAUUUUUUUUCACAAUUCAGUUGAUGUAGUCAUCUAUAACUUUGAUAGAUUAAAUUUUCUCCCAGAAAGAGAAGGUUUCUCCUUUUGUAGGUACACUUUUCAAUAACAACUAUAUUAAGGUAAGGGUAUUCAUAACAUAAUAUUUCUCUUAUAUCUCUUGUUAGUUUUCCUCCAUUUUAUAACAAGGUGACUAUAAAAAGUUCACUCAUUGUUACUUUAGUCACACUUUGUCCACAAGUUUUAUUUUGAGACUACGUAAUAUUUAGGAAAAAUCUUUUUUAUAAGGAAUUCAUUAAACCAUAAAGUCUGUAAUGCCCCACCAAGUCUAACGUAAUACAAAUUUUGGUAUACCUUCCUAGUGGCAUAUUCGAACAUAGGCAUCACAGUAAGGUUGAGACAUUCCCAGGCAACAACUUCCCCUGUGAUGAUUGCAAUUUGGUAAUUGCUUGAUUAAAUCCUGUUCAACAUUAUUCAUUCAUUCUGUGUGUUUUAAUUUUGAUACUCUAUGAAUCUUUAUAUAGAUUUGUACCACUAAGCAACCGAUUUAUGUCAUUUAGUCAAUCUUAUGGUUAUCCUCAUAUAGAUUGGAAUCGAAACGUUCUGUAAGCAGUAGUUUUUUCAUAAACUAAUUUAGGUCCAAUAGAAUAGAAUAUUAAAAAUUAUAGGUAUUACUAUAGGAGCAUCGAAUUUUCUAUCAGGUGCUCAUUCUGGGCAAAGCGAAAGAAUAUUUUAUGGAAGUAUGGAACUCUUGUCGCAUUCUUUAAUCAGCAGUCUUGAAUUCGUACUCCUGUUUUGACAUGUCCAGCUCAAUAAUAUGUGCAUGCUGAUUGUUUUUAGGGAUGUUUAUAUAGAUACUCUGUUAUUUAUUCAUUAAUUAGUUCUACUUAAUGUCAUUUUGUGAAACAGAAAUAUUAAUGGGAGAUAAAAUGGAAACAAGUGAUAAUGGCUAUGAUAUGCCAAUGGAAGUGCUUAUUGAGAUCCUUAUCCACCUCCCCGUGAACUCGUUAAUACGGUUCACCAUUGUGUGUAAAUCUUGGCUUAACCUUAUUAGAGACGACCCCCAAUUUGCCUUGAGGCAUUAUCUCACAAGAACAAGACCGUCAUCAUCAUAUACACUGAUGGACAAUGUUGAUUACAUAGUUGACUACUUCGGUAAGUAUGGAAGAAGUUGCAAUGCUACAACAGAUGAAAUUUUGAGGCUGUGUAUUUACACUUUAACGGUAAAGAAAACGUUUCGUCUUGUGAAGAAGAUUGAGUAUGGACCACGGUUGAAUGUGUCUAUGUCCAACUUCUGUAAUGGUAUAAUGUGUGCUUAUGUUACUUCAAAUCGUGGGGCUAGAGUUUUGAUAUGUAACCCUGCGAUCGGAGAGGUGCUUCUUUUGCCACUGCCCCACAACUUCGCAACCAGAGGGACUCCAAAACUUGGGCUUGGGUUUGACUCAGUAAAUAACAACUAUAAGAUAGUGGCAGCUCACCCACCUUCAGUUUUUGCAGGUCGUGAUUUUUGGCAGGUGGAUGUGUACUCUGUCCGAGAUGGUUGUUGGCAUAAUUUAAAUGCUUUGGGCUCACUUGUGCAGUUUAGUAGCUUAACAAGUGAAUCUACUUUGAAUGCCAAUGGAAGAAUUCUUAACUGGUUGGGUUACCUUAAAUAUUCUACAAAGCCACUCGAGGGAUUAUUGUCAUUUGACAUCGUAGAUGAGGUGUUUCAGGAGGUAACCAUGCCGGAAUGUUUAUAUCCAAACAGUUGGCGACAACAUCAUAUUUUAACCUCAAGUGGAUGUCAAGCUUGCCUUUGCUGUUCCUCUUUUCCUAGUUCAAGCCUUGCAAAAGAUGAGCAUUUUAACGGCAUUGACAUUUGGGUACUAAACAGAGAUAAUGAUGAUGACGAGAAAAUGUUGUGGCACAAGCACUUUUCUUUUACAUUUUCAGAUGAUGCUCCUGUGUGGCCAGUGAAUGUUUGGUUGAAUAACCAUGAACUUCUUCUUCAUGUGCGAAAACAGGAAGGGCGUACUGAAGAGGUGUACCAUUAUGACCAUUUUACCCAACAGCUCACGCGUACGAGCCGAUUUGGGACACUUAUGAAUCCUGAUGGUUAUACAGAAAGCCUAAUCUCGAUCAAAGGUCUUAUGCCUUCAUCAUAUCAUCAACCUGCCGGAGAUGAAGAUGAGAAAGAUUAUUUUUGUUUUGUACGGGAAGUCGGGAGGAAAAACAAUGCUGUUCAUUGGUCAUAUAGCUUCAAGUUGGUAUAAGCAUUAAGAAUGGAUUACAAAACCAUAAGGGUUAAUGAUUAAUGUUCAUAUUGUAAACGAUUUAUUAUAUUAAUGUGGUGAUGGAUUUAUCAUUGUCCCUAUAUCCCAAAAUAUAUUUUACCCGUUUCUAUUUUAACUGUCCCAAAAAGGUCUUCUCAUGCAUUCUUAUUACCUGG